CCUUGAGAAAUUAACUUUUUGCGAACCAACUGGCUGGAAGGUUUAAAGGCUUCAUAGAGCUUCAUCUCACCAUCACUACACUUUACCUCUUUGGUGUGCAAGGUGACCUUGAGCUGUAGUUUUAAUGAAGUUGGUUGUCUUUGAUCCCUUGUGAUGUCAUAAUGCCCAAUGUCAUGUGACUCAUUCAAUGGGUAUUCAAAUGGAGUUUUCCUCUGGCAUUAUGUUUGAGGUGUGCUCUAACCUCAAAGAGAAGUGAAGGAGAAGAGGGAAAUUAGGGACAAUGAGCGAUUUGCACCAAGCUGCAGCGGCAGGGAAUUAUGAAAAAGUCAAGGAGAUUCUGAGGCACAAAAAAUGCAGUCCUAAUGAGAGGGACAUUGAAUGGAGGAACAAGACGCCUCUUCACUGGGCUACAGGUAACGGACAAACAGAAAUGGUCAGGGUCCUCAUUGAUAAUGGAGCCCGGACAUGUCUGAGGACAGAGCAUGGAUGGACUCCCGCUCACUAUGCUGCAGAGAGUGGCCAUCUGGCAGUACUGCAGCUGCUACACUCCUUCCAUGCUCCUAUGGACAAGAGAGAUGAAUGUGGAGACAGACCAGUGCGGGUAGCUGAAAUAUAUGGACACAGUGACUGUGUUGAAUUCCUUCAGAAAGCAGAGCUCGAGUGCCAGGCCUACCGCAGGAUGUCAGCUGAACAGGGGAUUGCAAUGGAUGACUCAGAUGAGGAGUGGUCAGACAAUGGAAAAUAAAUAGUCCUCACAGAAUAUGUAUUAUACCAGGACGAAAGAAAAAAUCAUCCAUUUAAUCGCAGAAUUCGCUGCGAUCAUUUGCUAUUAAUCACAGCUUUUCAUCUUGUGAGGCUUGUCAGGAUUGAUGUUUAAGUGUAAAAUCCCUGAAUCUAUUGAGUGCAAUAGCAUACAUUAUUUCCUCUGAACUACAGAUGCAACGUAUAUGCACUUACUAAAUGCAGUUACUGCAAAAAAAAACUAAACACCAAAAAGCUGAGCCAUCACAACCUUUAAAAGUAUAUAGAGGCAAACAAUUUGUGUGUACUCAUGUAUCACUUCUGAAUUUAUACUGUAGAUACAAUUAUAUAGAAAUAUAAUAAUAAUCUGCAUAUUCUUGGCUCAGUGGAUGGGAUGGUUUGCUGGUGACACCUGAUAGCACUGCAAGUGCACAAAGCAUCUCUGGUCAGCUGAGAUGUCGAAUAAUUCAUUACUUUCUACAUUUUAAAUGAUAAUCCGUUUUUUUAGGUCUGGUUCAGUCAUGCUGUCUGGGCUUUUUUAUAUUUGUAUCAGUACAGUUUUACAAUUUGCGCUGCAUGUAUUUAUUGGCUCAGUUUGUUAAGUUUAGAGGUGGAGCUGUUCAUGAUUCUGUGUGUUGCAGGAACCUG
Solea solea (common sole) is the source of this 1389-nucleotide messenger RNA. RefSeq names its product ankyrin repeat domain-containing protein 66-like. Gene Ontology annotation, molecular function: protein binding. Lineage: Eukaryota; Metazoa; Chordata; Actinopteri; Pleuronectiformes; Soleidae. Bases 281 to 745 code for a protein of 154 amino acids. The record is from RefSeq and is a predicted model, not a curated record. The transcript has a single exon.